Klebsormidium nitens is the source of this 2615-nucleotide messenger RNA. The record is from the annotation of a GenBank genome assembly. NCBI's taxonomy places the organism in Eukaryota, Viridiplantae, Streptophyta, Klebsormidiophyceae, Klebsormidiales, Klebsormidiaceae.
AUGUGCUCUGCUGACAUUCUGGUUCCUGAUCAUUCCAAGACGGGAGGUUCGAGCCCCUCCGCCCACCGAAAGCGAGAAGAGAGGUUGCAAAGGCUCAAAGAUAGCGGGCAACGCCUCGCCGUCGCGUGGAGCCUCGCCGCCGCCUGCGUCGCCGGCCACGCCGCGCACUUUCUGCACGCGCACCUCCCCCCCUGGCUGGGCUUCCUGCACUCCACGCAGUUCCACGUGGCGCUCUCUGUGAUCGCGCUGGCGGGCCCCGGGCGGAAGCUGCUCGUGGACGGAAUCGGCUCCCUCAAGCGGAAUGCCCCCAACAUGAACACGCUGGUGGCGCUCGGCGCGCUGUCGUCGUUCGCCGUCAGCUCGGCGGCCGCGCUGCUGCCGCAGCUGAAGUGGCAGACGUUCUUCGAGGAGCCGGUAAUGCUGCUGGCCUUCGUCCUCCUCGGGCGCGCGGUAGAGGAGCGCGCCAAGCUGCAGGCGACCAGCGACAUGACCGCGCUCCUGAAUCUGCUGCCGCCCAAAGCGCGCCUGCUGGUGACUGGGAAAGACGGCAAGGAGAAGACGGUGGAGGUGCCAACGGACGCGCUGGGGCAGGGCGACACCGUGCUGGUGUAUCCUGGGGACCGCAUCCCGGUGGAUGGCACCGUCGAGUCGGGCCGCACGACGGUUGACGAAUCGAGCCUGACGGGAGAGCCGCUGCCGGUGCUCAAGCAGGCGGGGGAUGACGUCACCGCGGGGACCAUGAACUACAACGGGACGCUGCGCGUUGCGGCGCGGCGGGGUGGGGGGGACACGGUGCUGGGGGACAUUGUGCGCAUGGUGGAGGACGCGCAAACCAGGGAGGCCCCAGUCCAGCGCCUCGCCGACGCCGUCUCCGGCAAGUUCUGCUACGGCGUCAUGGCCACGUCAGCAGCCACCUUCGCCUUCUGGCGCCUCGCGGGCCCGCAGCUGUUUCCCCGGUUGAUUCCCCCGGGCGGUCCCCUUCUUCUAGCGCUCCAAAUGGCUUGCAACGUUUUGGUCGUGGCGUGCCCGUGUGCGCUCGGUUUAGCGACCCCGACCGCCGUUUUAGUUGGCACCUCCCUCGGGGCGCGCAAGGGGUUGUUGAUACGGGGGGGCGACGUAUUGGAGAAGGUGUGGGAGCUGGACACGGUCGUGUUUGAUAAGACGGGGACGCUUACGGCGGGGCGGCCCGUGGUGACGAAAGUGGUCGGGGGGGGAGGGGAAAGUGGGUGGAGCGAAGACGAAGUGCUGGCGCUGGCGGCAGGCGUCGAGCAGGCGAGCUCCCACCCCCUGGCCAAGGCGGUCGUCCAGGCCGCCUCCUCGCGCGGCCACGUCAUCCCCCGCAUUCAAGACGGCACGUUCGAGCAAGAGCCCGGCAGCGGCGCUUCUGCCACGAUUGACGGCCGGCGAAUUGCCGUGGGUUCUCUCGACUGGGUCGAGCGCCGGGCGUCGAACGGCUCAGCCUCCGUGAAACCCCAGACCCCAUCCGACGUCGAAACUUCCACCUCCCAGACCCCUAUAAUCCCUCGGACCCCUUCAAACCCCAGAUCGUUUGACAAGCAAACACCUUCAGAUUCUAAAAUCCUCGGAUCACAAACGGCUACCGACGACGAAACGGCGAGCACGCCAGAGGCCGCGUCGGCCGGCGCCAAACCCCCAAACCCCGCGGGUUUGGGCCGCCUCCCGGACCUUGCGAAGCAGGGUCAGACCGUGGUUUACGUCAGCAUUGACGGGCGAGUCGCGGGCGCUGUCGCGAUGGAGGACGAGGUUCGACCGGACGCGGCGGGAACAGUGGAAGGGUUAAGGAAACUGGGGUUGCGCACGGCAAUGAUCUCGGGCGAUAAGCAGGCGGCGGCGGAGGCGGUCGCGGCAAAAGUGGGCAUCGAUCCGCAGCAGGCUUAUGGAGAGGUGCGCCCCGCCCAGAAGGCCGCGCUGGUGCAGCAGUGGCAAAAGGACGGGCGGAAAGUCGCCAUGGUCGGGGAUGGCGUCAACGACGCGGCCGCGCUCGCGACUGCGAACGUGGGCAUUGCGAUGGCGGGCGGCGUCGGGGCCGCGAGCGAGGUCUCGUCCAUCGUGCUCAUGGGCGACCGCUUGCCGCAGGUCCUGGACGCCCUCGAGCUGAGCCGCGCGACGUUCAACAAGAUUCGGCAGAAUCUUUGGUGGGCGUUCGCGUACAACAUGGUGGGGAUCCCUCUCGCGGCCGGGGUGUUUUUCCCGAGCGCCGGCCUCAUGCUGACGCCAUCCAUCUCUGGGGCGCUCAUGGGCGUGAGCUCACUCGGCGUCAUGGCCAACUCGUUGCUUCUCCAAUUGGAGUACAAGGGAUCCCCCAAGAAGUCGGGCGCGAGGAUCGAGGAGUUGAGGGAGAAGAAAGGCGAGAAAAGUAGAGAAGGUAGAAAGAAGGAGGUGGUGAAUCGGGAAGAGGCAGGUGACGUGGAGCAAGGAGGCCUCCAGCCGACGCAAUGAAAAGUGCGGCCUGUGUUGGAGGAGAGGGUGCGAUACUUGGAUCUUUUUGACGGUGUUUCAGAGUCUCUUUGUCAGCCUGUGCGAUCUCUUAGAGGGCUGACCUCAGGGUCUGUAAUCUAGUAUUGGUUGUUUCGAGCAUGACCCGUGCCUCUUCG